CGAUUUGACAGAUUAGCUGUCAUUGUCAACUUUUUGUUGUCAAAGUUUUGCCGAAUCACGGUUCCCAACUUAGGGGUUUUCCCCCCAGAUUUAGGGGGUAAAAAAAUGAAAUGGGAUUUUUUUAGGGGUCAGAAUUUUUUAGGGGUAUUUUUAGGGAUUUUUUGACUCCUCAGUAUUUUAAAAUUGAUAAUAUUAAUAUUUAUUUCUUGACUUAGCGACAUAGAACGACUUCUAGUGCGUAUUAAAUAUAAUCUGUUGUGACUGGCGGCAAUACUGGCACCAGUUACUGGCAGUCUAUUUAUUGUCUGUGCUUUAUGGCGGAGAGGUUGUCUAAAAUUUUUAUUUUUUCACAUCACAGAUCACAGACUUCAUUUGUCGUCUGUGAUCACAAUCGAAGCUAUAAGAGUUAGGAUUUUUUUUGAUGUUUGUGGGACUGGGAUAAGAUUAUCGGCUACCGCCAAAAAAUCAAAGACCUAUCUUAAGUACGACGAUUGUCAUUUCGAUUUGGUUUGCAUUGUGUGUCAACAAGAAAUGUGUUAAUGAUGAAUAAGGAAAAUAAAUGUAAAAAAACGUACAGUCAAAAGUACACGAAAACUUGGGAAACAGAUCCAGAUCUAAAAGUAGUAUGAAGUAUCGGCGUCAAUAGUAUAACUACGGCUGUACGGCACUAGGCAGUACUCGUUCUUCAGUAAAAUUUAAAAGGUUGGCUUGCACCAGAUCCUACGAGUGCGACAUUGGCGACUUGUAAAUAUUGCCGUGUUGUGUUAAAAGCCCACAAAAAGGACUUGGUUAGUCACGCUAAAACUGAAAAACAUAAAAAAGCCACAGCCUGGGAAACAUCAGCUAAAUCAUAUAAAUCUAUUUCUGAAGUAUAUAAACCAGCCUUGCCAGAAAGCACAAAAGUUGCCGAGUUGAAAAUCGCUGCCUUUAUCGCCGAGCACUGUUCCUUGUUAACUGUAGAUCAUAUGAUUAGUUUACUCCCUCAAUUAGAUCCUUCAUCAGAUGCUCUAAAAAACCUUAAAAUUCAUCGAACUAAGUGUUCAAUGCUCAUAAAAAAUGUACUUGGUCCAUCGAUGCUCGAAGCUUUAGUUGAAGAUAUAGGAGAUUUUCCUUACUCUAUUAUAAUAGAUGAAAGUACUGAUCUUUCGUCACAAAAAGUGUUAUGUAUUAUGAUUCGCUUUCUUUCACACAAGGAAAAGCAAGUUGUUACAACUUUUUACCGAAUAAUACAACUAAUAGAAUGUGAUGCAAAAAGUGUACAUGAGGCAAUUGUUAAUCAACUUAAAGAGGAUGGCAUAAAACUUGGAAAAUAUGGUCAGAAUAGGCGUUGAUGGAGCUAACGUAAUGGUUGGAAAACAUAACUCGGUGACUAGUAUUUUUAAAAAAGAACUGCCUGAUUUAAUUAUUGUCAAAUGUGUUUGCCAUUCUUUGCAUUUAUGCGCGGAAAAGGCGGCUGAAUCAUUACCACGCCAAUUAGAAUUUCUUGUAAGGGAAAGCCAUAACUGGUUUUCUUACAGCCCUAAGCGUUUGGAGUAUUACAGAACACUAUACGAAACCAUGAAUAAUAACAAUGACCCGAAAAAAAUUCAAGGACUUAGCGGAACUCGCUGGCUCGCUCGUUACCAUGCUAUCAAAACAAUAUUGGAGCAGUGGAAGGAGUUGAAGCUGCUUUUUUCUAUUGCAAAAUCUGAUGAUAAAUGUUUCAUGGCGGAACAGCUUUAUGAUAUCAUGCGGAGGCAUCCUUUUAAAGCUUUGUUGAUAUUUCUACAAAAUGAAUUAAAACAUGUGAUACAAUUAAACUUACUUUUUCAAACUAACAAUGUUGAACCUAACAAAUUGUUUGAGGAUUUGUUUUUGUUAUAUAAAAAUUUGCUAAAAAGACUUAUUGUGCCUUCACAAUUGGAAAAAUUGGUGGACUCUGAACUGAUAGAAUUUAAUUUCCGUGAACAUCUGAUGCAUACAGCAUCAAUGUAUUUUGGUUUUGACUUUCAUAGCAUAUCACGAGAACUCGAAGAAAAGGAUCUGUUGGAUGUCAGGGAACGAUGCAAAAACUUUUUAUGUUCUCUGGCCGAGCAGAUUCAGAAAAGGCUUCCGGAUAAUUUAUCACUGUUAAAAACAGUUGCCGAUUUGCACCCAAGAGUUGCUACAUCUCAAGUCAAACCCGAUAUAAAACCACUAUUGAAUUACAUUCAGCGAACUCAUGUUUAUGGCAAGAAAAAUGAUAUCGAGUCUGAGUGGUACCAAUUAAGUAAUAAAAUAUGGACGAAUACUUCUUCUUCAGCUGAUUUUUACUUUGAAGUUUAUAACGAUUGUGACGCAGCUGGCUGUAAACGUUUUGAAAAUAUUUCAAAAUUCGGAUUAGCAUUUGCCACUGUUCCGAUUUCAAACGCGAGUGUCGAACGUGCAUUCUCUGUCUAUAAUGUCGUUAAAAAUAAGUUGCGGAAUAGACUAUCUAUUAAAAUGUUGCAAAGCAUCAUGAUGGUCCGAUUUUCAUUAAGUCGAAAUGGUGGAUCUUGUACAACAUUUAAUCCAUCCAAUAAAAUGUUAAAUCUAUUUAUCGGGGCAUCGACUAUAUUCUACUUCUGAUAUCGGCGGAGCCGUAGUCUAAGACCAGGUUCUAAGCUUUAUGUGUCAAGGACGGCAGAUACACAAAGUAACACUAUCGGUCAUUAUUGGAACGACCAUUAAACUUACAACUACAGUUCUACCCUUUAAUUACACUUGAUCAAGUAUAGCGCUGAUACUAUCAGAUGUAAACCAAGAUUAAACUAGUGUACGGCAGUAAGGCAGCCAAGAGUGAAAUCGCGGGCUGGUAACCGCUAGUAGCAAGGUUAAAGGAUCCUUUUACAGUAUACUAAUACUCCCUUUCUCCACUCGUGUUGCCUUCCAGCUAAGUAACUAACUUACUUCUAUUAACUCACCCACUAAAGUUCCGAAACACUAUCACUAUUUUAACACUGCACCAUUACUAUUAAACAAAUGGAAGACGAGUAUCCAUUCCGAGAUCGCGAUUACAACUGACUUACUCAACUAGCAGGCUAUAGUGGAGGAGGGUGCCCCACUCUUAAGCGUACCGGUCACCCGCCAUAUUGGACGCAAUGGUAUUGGACAAGAGUCACGUGAUCAUUUCCUAUUGGUCGAACGCCGCACGUCCGGCAUAGUGGAUACCUUUUACAGCCUUAUUUAUUUAAACAGUAAAUAAUAAAAACCCAAUUACAUGAAAAUCUGAUUCUAAUAUUAUCACAAUAAUUAACCUAGAUUUUGCUAUCCGAUAAAAUAACUCACUCGCCGGCACGGCCAUUCUGACGAUCGCACGUCCUCGGGCGAUUUAUCUGAUUAUUACCAUUAACAUUAAACCACAGUUGAAACCCUUCUACUACUGCUCGUCCAUUCUGACAUUGAGAGACUUUAUUGAUUUUACUGAAUUAUUUAACGUCAUGUCUAAUCAUUGCAUCAAGUCAGGUAAACUCCAGUUCUAUCAUAACACUAGCCUCAAAUUUCCCCACGACCAGCCACCAUCUCACUAUGGUCAACAUGGCCCAGAGACAAGCCAAUCCUUGGCAGGAUAUGACCCGGACGACACGAUUCGUCUACGUUACAGCGAGACAAGCCAAUCCUUGUAGGAUAUGACCCGGACGAUACGAUUCGUCUUCGCUACAGCUAGACAAGCCAAUCCUCAACAGGAUAUGACUCGGACGACACAGUUCGUCUCUCUUACAGCUAGCAACUGUCCAGGACAAGUCGGCCCAUCCGAAUGGACCCAACUUGGACGACAAGCUUUCGUCAGACAGAUGCUAAAUACAUCACAGUGACAAGCGGACUCACUGAAGGGGUGUGGCUCGGACGACAUAUUUCGUCUUUGUUACAGUGAGACAAGUCAAUCCUCGGCAGGAUGUGACUCGGACGACAUAAUUCGUCUACCCUCUGGGACCAAGACGUGUGCCCACCACCUAAUCAAUCUUGAUUAGUUAGGACGACACUCUUCUCCCAGGAUCAACCAUUUAGCAACAAACUGAUCAUUUAAAUCAUUCACCACAUAGUCGGACGCUCAUUAUUCCAAGGUUUAAAGAUUGGAAGCGACACGUCCGGUGUCUGUAGCUACACCUUGCCAAUGUUGGUAUGUUCAGGCACUAAUAUCCUCACAGACAUCCACAUCACUGUCAUUAUCUAGUCCUACAGGAACUUCAUAUUCGAUCAACUUUAAAGCCUGUUAUGAGAGUACUUGUAAUUUCCAUUUAACAUUCGAUCAUUAUAGAAACCUUCUGUAAUUACGAAAGGAUAGCGGUCCUUUACUUCCUAUCCAAUUUAGUUUUAUUUUCAUUUCAAAUAAAAACUAAACGCAAACACUCACGUUCUACACGCUCAUGUACUAUCAUCCUUUCCUAUAUACUGAGCCGAUAAGAUCAUCUUUGCACAGUUAUACUUCGACAUCAAACGAAUUAAAACAUCAACGGUAGUAACACACGUUCGCAAAACUAAAGUUAUAAAACACUUGAGUAACAGUGUUUCAUCACAGACACUAUGGCCAAUUUAACUCAAUGACGUUGGUGCGUCAUAUUAAAUUGACAAAACCAUUUAACUGUUUUAAAACCAACUUAGUUAUCACAAGAAAAACCGGUAAGCAUUAACUGAGGGUAGUUAUCAAAUGAAAUUAUUCCCAUCAUGAACAUCACAAAUUUUAAACUAAAACGCAAUCUUAUUAACGUGGAAUCCCUGCACUAAGAUUUCGCGUCUUAUACCAUCAAAACUGACAGUUUUAUCGGUUAUACCGUGAAACACAAUUUGUAACUAUUUACGAUCAAAAUUUUUUUCAUACCCUACUUAAAACUUGAAAUUACGGUUCACACACUAUUAUCUUUCGAAUUUAACAAUACCGUAAUGUAAAACGUAUCUGUGUACUAUACUCAAUUAAUUUGUUACCCUCUUUUUAUGAAAAGUACUCUCUCGUACCAGAUAAACAAAGGAAUGAAAAACUAUUGGCCUACUUAAGGGUAGUUUUAACUACGUCGCAAUCUUUGUCAUAGUGAACAAAGAUUUUCUACCUACGCGGGUAGUGGGCACCAGUUCUUUAUCCCACGAUCUGAUAUCGGGGCAUCGACUAUAUUCUACUUCUGAUAUCGGCGGAGCCGUAGUCUAAGACCAGGUUCUAAGCUUUAUGUGUCAAGGACGGCAGAUACACAAAGUAACACUAUCGGUCAUUAUUGGAACGACCAUUAAACUUACAACUACAGUUCUACCCUUUAAUUACACUUGAUCAAGUAUAGCGCUGAUACUAUCAGAUGUAAACCAAGAUUAAACUAGUGUACGGCAGUAAGGCAGCCAAGAGUGAAAUCGCGGGCUGGUAACCGCUAGUAGCAAGGUUAAAGGAUCCUUUUACAGUAUACUAAUACUCCCUUUCUCCACUCGUGUUGCCUUCCAGCUAAGUAACUAACUUACUUCUAUUAACUCACCCACUAAAGUUCCGAAACACUAUCACUAUUUUAACACUGCACCAUUACUAUUAAACAAAUGGAAGACGAGUAUCCAUUCCGAGAUCGCGAUUACAACUGACUUACUCAACUAGCAGGCUAUAGUGGAGGAGGGUGCCCCACUCUUAAGCGUACCGGUCACCCGCCAUAUUGGACGCAAUGGUAUUGGACAAGAGUCACGUGAUCAUUUCCUAUUGGUCGAACGCCGCACGUCCGGCAUAGUGGAUACCUUUUACAGCCUUAUUUAUUUAAACAGUAAAUAAUAAAAACCCAAUUACAUGAAAAUCUGAUUCUAAUAUUAUCACAAUAAUUAACCUAGAUUUUGCUAUCCGAUAAAAUAACUCACUCGCCGGCAUAUUUAAUGUAAAUAUGUACGACUUCAAAAAAUCUGAAUCUUCAGAUGAAGAUGAAAUAUUAUAUAAUGUGUUAAAUAACUUACAAUAAUAAAUUAAUUAAUUAAACAAAUAAAAAAACCCGACUGCAUAAAUGAUACAAAAACUGAAACAAAAAAAAACAAGCUCUUCCAGAAGUGUAGAAAGCAAUUAGAAAACAGUCGGGGCCUAUUAUAUUGAAUAGAAUGAUUUUCGUCUACAUUUUGUAAUAUUUAUUACACACUUUUUAGUUAAGAUAGAUGGUGAAUUUCGGAUUUAUUUGUUACAUUUCUUACAUGUUACAAAGUACGAUAAUGUAUACGUCCAACCGAAGUUAAGUAAAUAUUUUAAAAAAAUCUACGGAACCCUCGGUGGGUGAAUCCGACUCGCACUUGUCCGACUUUUAUAAUCAAUAUAAAAUUUAGUCUAUUUUAGGUGUUCUAAAACUUCACUUCAUAAACCUCGCACCCAUAGUCAUCCGCCUCGCGUAUAUUGUUAGAUAAUUAAUAAAUAACGUUUUUCUAAUUGUAGUUUUUUUUUAACAUGGCCAUGAUAUACCAUUUUGAAAUCCUCUCAAAGAGCCCUUGAAUUUGAUACCCAUGUUGCAAUUUUCAAAAAAAAAUUUUUUUUUUCACCUUUAGUCUAUAGCGUCUCACAGUCGUCUUGUUGGUAUUUUUUAAAUUUCACCUAUCUAAGAACACUUGGGUUAUUAAGACUAAUCUAACGAUAUCUUAAUUACGAAAAUCCGUCCAGCGGUUUGGAAGAUAUGAGGUAAUAAAGAAUAUUACAUACAUACAUACAUACAAGAUACGCGCGAAAAACAUAACCCUUCUUGCAGUCGGGUAAAAAUACCAUAUUA
This is a messenger RNA of Bicyclus anynana (squinting bush brown), 6698 nucleotides long. RefSeq lists its product as uncharacterized. NCBI's taxonomy places the organism in Eukaryota, Metazoa, Arthropoda, Insecta, Lepidoptera, Nymphalidae. The coding region runs from base 1312 to 2586 and encodes 424 amino acids. The transcript is spliced from 3 exons. Gene Ontology annotation, molecular function: protein dimerization activity. The record is from RefSeq and is a predicted model, not a curated record.